AUGCGAAUUGGUAAUUAUAAGUUAGCUAAUGAUGAUCAAAAAGAAAAGAAAUCUGGAAUUAAAGAAAAGUUGCAGACCGAUAAAAUUCAUUUUGAUUUAGUUGCUAGUGAUAAAGAUUCAAUUAUUUAUUGUAAGAAAAAACAUAAUAAAUAUUCUAUUCAUAAUCAUUUAAUAGUUAAAUAUGAAGAUUAUCUACAUCUUUCAAAAGAAGAAUUUAUGAAAAAUACAAUUACAAAUUUUGAAAAAAAUCUUCAGUUUUAUUUAGCAAUUUGUCGAUGCAGUUAUGAUGAUUUAAUCGAUUUUUCUAAAUGCAUUUGGUGUAAUUUGGAUUGUUGCUCUCAGAGAAUAUUGGCUCGUUAUGAUGAGAAUUCAGAUCCAUUUGAUUAUUCUAUUACUCAAACAGUUAAUAAUAAUAAAUCAGGAAAAAAUUGA
Messenger RNA from Dentiscutata erythropus, 432 nucleotides. Lineage: Eukaryota; Fungi; Glomeromycota; Glomeromycetes; Diversisporales; Gigasporaceae. The record is from the annotation of a GenBank genome assembly.